Molecule: messenger RNA, 1497 nt
Organism: Rotaria sordida
Lineage: Eukaryota; Metazoa; Rotifera; Eurotatoria; Philodinida; Philodinidae
Source: the annotation of a GenBank genome assembly
AUGGAAAAAAAGAAGUUCGCCGUGAUCGGUGGAGGUUGGUCUGGUCUAUAUGCUUUGAAAUACUUGUUGGAAGAAAAACUUGAUGCUCGACUCUAUGAACGUGAAUCAAAUCUUGGUGGAGUAUGGCUUUACAAAGAACGAAAAGGUGGUGUUUAUCAGUCGACACAUGUUACUUCAUCAAAAACAUAUCUUCAUGCCUCCGAUUUUCCUCUACCUGACGAAACACCUCAUUUUCCAAAACAUGAUCAAGUACUUGAGUAUUUAAAUUCCUAUGCUAAGCAUUUCAAUUUAUGGUCUUAUAUGCAUUUCGAAUAUGAUAUCAUUAAAGUCGACAAAGGACGAGAUGAUCAAUGGCAAGUGACAUUUCAAUGUGAUGGAAAAGAAAUAAAAGAAGAUUUUGAUGGAUUGGUAAUAACCACCGGACAACAUCAAACAGCUAAUGAUCUUCAUCAUGUUGAACCAUUCGAUCGGUUCACAGGAACUACAUCACACAGUAUUUCAUAUAAGAAACCUGAUGAUAAAAUUCAUCGUGAUAAAACAAUUCUGAUUGUUGGUGGAGGUGAAACGGCUAGUGAUUUGGCUGUUGAACUUUCGACAGUUGCUCGUCGAGUUUACAUGAGUAUUCGAGAUGGUCAAUGGUUUCAAGAAAGUCUUUUUGGAGAUCAACCAGCUGACAUUCUUUUUCCCAAAUCAUUCGGAUUCUUUGGUUUAUACAACAACAUAUUGACUAAAAUCGGAUGGACACUAUUUAUUCGACCUUUCUGGGGCGAAGGUGGAACAGGUAUUGCGGAAUGGAAACCUCGAUGUCAACUUUUCCAUGGUUUCAUUAAUAAAAGUCGAGGAGUCGUCAAUAAAGUAGCAUCAGGAAUGGUUAUACCAAAGAGACAGAUUAACAGCAUUAAGGAACAGUUAGUAACCUUUGAUAAUGAGGAAAAACCGGUACAUAUUGAUCAUAUUCUAUUUUGUACUGGUUAUCGAUGGUUUCAUUCAUUUUUCAAUGACAAUUUCAGAAAAGAAACCAAGAUUGAAUGUCUUUAUCAACUAAUCUUUCCUGUCAAUCUUCCUAAUCUUGCUUUUGUUGGAAGUACUCGACCUGUAUUUGGUUCAAUUCCAUCGCUUGCCGAAUUGCAAGCUCGUCGUGUUGCUCAAGUCUUUUCCGGCAGAGAUUGUCUUCCUUCACCAACAAAUAUGUCUAUAUGGCUACAAAAAUACUGGAAACGACAUGCUCAAUUAUAUCCAUACGAAGGACGUCUUCAACAACUUGUCAAUCAAUUUGAGUAUAGUGAUUUCUUAGCUAAUCAACUCAAAGUCAAACCUCGUUUAUGGAAGUUAUUUUUUUCCCAACCUCAAAAAUGGUACACUAUUUAUUUUCAAAGUCCCUGGACUCCUUUUCUUUUUCGUAUGAAUGCAAUUGAAACCAAUGAUGAAAAAUUAGCCUAUUCAAGACAUCUGAAAUGUAUUCCUCGACGAGAUCAAAGAUCUCUAUUAAUUAAAUAA